This is a messenger RNA of Thamnophis sirtalis, 4000 nucleotides long. RefSeq names its product phosphatidylinositol-5-phosphate 4-kinase type 2 beta (gene PIP4K2B). The record is from RefSeq and is a predicted model, not a curated record. Gene Ontology annotation, biological process: phosphatidylinositol phosphate biosynthetic process. Gene Ontology annotation, molecular function: 1-phosphatidylinositol-4-phosphate 5-kinase activity; 1-phosphatidylinositol-5-phosphate 4-kinase activity. NCBI's taxonomy places the organism in Eukaryota, Metazoa, Chordata, Lepidosauria, Squamata, Natricidae. Gene Ontology annotation, cellular component: plasma membrane.
CAGGGGGUGGGGCUUGGACCUAACUAUGAUGUGGAAGGGGAGUUAUGGUGUGGUGCCCGGUUCUCUGAACGGAACUCUUGCUUGUAAUGAGAGGAAGGGUGUGUGCCUGUAGGUGGUACUGUUGUGAUUGGUGCGCGUGUAUGUGCACCUGUGUGUAUCUCCGAUCUAUUCCGCUGAAUUAGGCGGAGAGAAAAGAACAAGAACGACGGGCGGAGCGAAGAUUGUACCGUUGUGAACGCUUUUUUCAAAAUUGGGUGGGGGGGGAGGAAUACGGCUGACUUAAUUGCGCUGGGACUGGUCUAGGUUUAAAAGGGAGGGCUGGAUGGUACCAUUUUGGGGAAUUUACAGGGAGAACUAAAGUGCCGCCGAUUCGAAUGAUAUUCAACCGCGGUUGAGCGGAGAAGAAUAGAAGCGGUGCCUUUAACGGCCCACUGUAAUCUGAAGGUCGGAAAAAGGCAAGAAGAAGCACCGCUCCAAGUUUAGGAAGGUGGCAUCAAUGAGAGGCCGGUCCUAGUGGUACCUUGCAAGGAGGUGUCAAGUCUAACCAGCCUAUAUACCCGGUGGUGCCAUUUUGAGCUGAUCUUCAAAGAGUGAGGAGGGAAGAGUGGCUUGAGAGCUGAAGAAGCAGAAGUCUGGGCCUUUUCUUGGAGAACAUUUUGACAUGACUGCCCAGGUUGGAGGGGCCCAAGGAGAGGCAUGAAAAAACCCUGCUUUUAGGAAGAGGCCAAUAUCUGUUCAAGCAACCCCAAAGACCCCCUCUCUCUCUGCCAUGGCUUCAAACUGUACUGGAGGCACAGCAGCUGCAAGCACUGGCUCAGCUAUAGGUGCUGCCCUCAGUGCUUCCAAGACCAAGACAAAGAAGAAGCAUUUUGUCUGCCAGAAAGUGAAACUCUUCCGAGCCUCUGAACCACUCCUGAGUGUCCUUAUGUGGGGAGUCAACCACACGAUUAAUGAGUUGAGUAAUGUCCCUGUCCCUGUUAUGUUAAUGCCAGAUGACUUUAAAGCCUACAGCAAGAUUAAAGUGGACAAUCAUCUUUUCAAUAAAGAGAAUCUCCCAAGCCGCUUCAAAUUUAAGGAGUAUUGUCCAAUGGUAUUCCGAAAUCUCCGGGAAAGAUUUGGGAUUGAUGAUCAGGACUAUCAGAAUUCUGUGACCCGGAGUGCUCCAGUAUACAAUGAUAGCCACGGGCGGUGUGGAGUUCGCUUCCUUACCACUUAUGACCGGCGGUUUGUCAUCAAGGCAGUGUCAAGUGAGGAUGUUGCAGAAAUGCAUAACAUUCUAAAGAAAUAUCACCAGUUCAUUGUGGAAUGUCAUGGAAAUACACUUUUACCCCAGUUUCUUGGCAUGUACAGGCUUACAGUAGAUGGUGUGGAAACUUACAUGGUAGUCACCAGGAAUGUAUUUAGUCACCGGUUGACAGUACAUCGAAAAUACGAUCUCAAGGGUUCAACAGUAGCAAGAGAAGCCAGCGACAAAGAAAAGGCUAAGGACCUACCAACCUUUAAAGACAACGAUUUUCUAAAUGAAGGCCAAAAGCUCCAUGUUGGAGAGGAAUGUAAAAAAAAUUUCCUGGAGAAAUUGAAGCGAGAUGUUGAGUUUCUUGCACAACUGAAAAUCAUGGAUUACAGUUUGCUGGUAGGAAUUCAUGAUGUUGAUCGAGCUGAGCAAGAAGAGAUGGAAGUUGAAAACCGGGCAGAAGAUGAAGAAUGUGAGAAUGAUGGCAUAGGUGGGAAUCCAAUUGGUUCCUAUGGGACUCCACCUGACAGUCCUGGUAACCUUCUCAACUUCCCACGUUUCUUUGGGCCUGGGGAGUUUGAUCCAUCUGUGGAUGUCUAUGCUAUGAAAAGCCAUGAAAGUGCCCCUAAGAAGGAGGUAUAUUUCAUGGCAAUUAUAGAUAUCCUUACACCUUAUGACACCAAGAAAAAAGCAGCGCAUGCUGCCAAAACUGUGAAGCAUGGGGCUGGAGCAGAAAUUUCCACUGUCAAUCCCGAACAGUAUUCAAAACGCUUCAAUGAAUUUAUGUCCAAUAUCCUGACAUAGUUGUCUUCCUGUUGUUGGCAGAAAAGAAGGGAGAAGAAUAGUAGAGGGUGGGUGGUAGUGUUUCCAGUUCUACAGGAAUGCAGCCCAGUCUGCUGGAUAUGAUAUUCUGUGAGUGUGUAAUGACAGUCUGACCUAGCAGAAAACUAACCUCUAGAUGUGGGCCUCCAAACCUGGUGGAAAAUGAGACUAUUACUCUCUUCUAUUUUGGUUGCUACAAUAAAUAGCCAAACAUAAACCUGAGGAAUAAAGUAGUGUUAAGAUUUGCACUUUUCUUUGAAAAGCAUCAAUCUCCAAAUGAUCAGAUGUUAAUGUGAACACACAACAGAAGAUAUAAAUGAUGGUUUUCUUCAAUUGAACUAUGGCUGUUACUCAGAACAAAUUCCCUUUAUUGCUUUCUCUAAGGAUUGGACAAGAGAUUACUUGUCAUUUCAAGGACAAGGACUGUUAUAAUGAUUAAGGAAAGCCAUUUAAGUUAGUUGAACAAACUUUUUACUUCUGGUCUUUUGAUAUCCCACUUUCUUUUUGCAUUGUUAUUUCAAAACAAGAUGAGAAUAUGAGGGAAUUAGAUGGCUGCUUAAAAUUUUAUGCAAUCAAGGGAGGAAAAAAGCAGUUUAAGAAGAAUCCACAUUUCUAAUGAAAUUCGAUACAAUAUCUUGGUGGAGAUCAUGAAGAGGUGAGGUAACUUUAUGCAGAUACAUUUGUACUGAGUUGGAUUACAACUUGGAUUAAGUUAUCUCUAAUAUAAUGAUCUACCAGAGCUAAAUUAUUCAUGGUUUUAUACCUUGAUCUGGUUGUAAAUGCUGUAAAAUGAUAUUUUCCUGUUUUAAAAAAGGUACCACUUCUUUGUAACAUCUUAUGCUGUGAACCAUUGUGUUAGAAAUAUUAGCUUUUGAUCAUUCCAUUGGGGAAGAAUCUAGUCUCAGAAUAUGGGGGGAAAAUAAUAAAUUGUUGAAGGUGACUGCUCUUAACCACUAGGACAGAUUGUCCUGCUAAUCCAGACUUUUGGAAUAAGUUGCACUAGCUCAGUUUUCUUAAAAGGAUCCAAACUGUUCUUGCCUCAUUUCAAUUACAAUUUUUUCUUGUAAUCUGCAGACUAAUGUUGGAUUUCACCACCAUUCUUGUCAAAACUGAAGAUUUUGAAUUCAUUGAUACCAUUUUUUCAGUAUUCUUCUUGUGAGGAUGGGUUGUUUAUAGGUGUUUUUUUUAAAGAGGGAUUUGGCAAAUUAUGAACCAUCAACUUGCAAUCAAGACACUUUGCUUACUCUUUCUGAAUGUGUUUCUUACACAUGCUUUUUGUGUGUGUGUGUAUGUGAUUGUUGGGGUGUUAAUGUCCUGUGCCUUCUGCUUUGUGGAUUCUAUCUUUUUUGAGAGUAAGGUAAAUGUUUUAUUCUUUCUUCAUUGUCCUCAAGUAUGUGUAUUCUUUCAGAUGGGUUUUUCACAUUUAUAAACAACAAAAAAUUGCAUAACACAUUCCCCGAUUUCAAAGUCGUAUAAUAGUUUACAAGGCUUAAAAAUCAUGGAAUAUGCUGUACCAUAAGAUUUUGUUAAGGCAUAAAUUAAACUAUAAAUGCUGCACUUAGAAAUUCAGUGUAAAAUAGAAAAUUUGGUCUACCCUGUCUUAACAUGGUCGUUUCAUUUUCAGCUCUUUUUGUUUACAUUUUGAUUAAAAUUGGUAAGCAUUAGCCUAAAAUGCUGUUUUUUUACAUUUUUUAUAAAUAUUUGCCUACCUUAAUCUAUUUAGGAGUUAGUCAGUGCACAGCUUAAAAAACCAUGAAAAGAUAUGUUGCCAGGUUGAUUCAUUUAUUGAAGACAUUUGAAGCAACCAAUAAUGGGCACUCAGGCAAAAAGAACAAACUCUACAUCUUUGCCUCCUCUUACUUUCUCUUCUCAGUCUUCCCUGGCCUUUGAAUCUGCACUCUCUCCAUUCCUCAAUCCACUUCCAUCAGACGUUUUUCUCUUUAA